AAUAUUCUAUUAAUUGUUAUUUGUUAGUGGUGUAAUACGUUCUGCAAAAUAACAAAAUGCCACGUUUCAGUUUAGACACAAAUUUACCAGCUUCAAAAAUUCCUGAAGAAUUUUUAGACGAAUGCACUAGUAUUCUUUCUAAUACUCUAGGGAAAAGACGUACAUAUUGCAUAUCAACAGUAAACCCGGGUCUAAAAAUGACACUUGGUGGUUCCAAUGAACCAUGCGGAUUUAUUCAAGUAACAUGUAUUGGGAAUAUAACACCAGAAAUUAAUAACCAACACAUAGGAAUUUUGACUGACUAUGUAAAUAAAGCUAUUGGAAUUCCGAAAAACAGGAUAUUCGUAGAUUUACAUCCAAAUGAACCAGAAACAACCGCUUAUCUUGGAACCACCUUCUAUCAACUAUAUUAUGUUGAAAAACAAAGACGACUUGUAUAAAAAAUAAAUAAUAUACUUUAAUUGGUAUUUUAAAA
This is a messenger RNA of Melanaphis sacchari, 475 nucleotides long. Its product is annotated as macrophage migration inhibitory factor homolog. NCBI's taxonomy places the organism in Eukaryota, Metazoa, Arthropoda, Insecta, Hemiptera, Aphididae. The record is from RefSeq and is a predicted model, not a curated record. The transcript has 3 exons. Gene Ontology annotation, molecular function: phenylpyruvate tautomerase activity. The coding region runs from base 57 to 440 and encodes 127 amino acids.